Chenopodium quinoa (quinoa) is the source of this 1398-nucleotide messenger RNA. RefSeq names its product probable protein phosphatase 2C 2. The transcript is spliced from 3 exons. NCBI's taxonomy places the organism in Eukaryota, Viridiplantae, Streptophyta, Magnoliopsida, Caryophyllales, Amaranthaceae. The coding region runs from base 110 to 1174 and encodes 354 amino acids. Gene Ontology annotation, molecular function: cation binding; protein serine/threonine phosphatase activity. Gene Ontology annotation, biological process: protein dephosphorylation. The record is from RefSeq and is a predicted model, not a curated record.
UAACCCAAAGUUUUUAUUCACAUAAAUAGCUAGACUAGAGCUAAUAUUAAGGAGAUCAUUCAGAUCAAGAUAUAAGCAAAUUCUAUACACAGGAUAUAAUAAAGGAAAAAUGAACUGUGCUGUUGUAGUACCAACUGUUACUCAUAGUGGUAAUACGAGUAAUAUUUACAACCAUCACGCUAACCCCAUAUCACCUAAUUUGAUGGUAAGGUUUCAACAGUUGGAAGGGCAAGUAAGAAAUCAUCAUCAUCAUAAUGAAUUGCCGUUGAUGAAGAGGAAAAGACCGGCGAGGAUUAACGUUCCGAUUGUUACAUUGAUGGAAAAUAAUGUUGUGAGUACACCUAGAGAUCGUGUUGAGGAGAUUGAAGUUGAAGAGGAGGGGUAUGGAGUUUGUAGUAAGAGAGGAAAAUCAAGGGCUCAUUUGGAGGACCGUUAUUCGGCUCGUGUUAAUGAUGUACAUGGUUGCCCUUUACAGGCAUUCUUUGGAGUAUUUGAUGGACAUGGCGGUCCAAAAGCUGCCGAGUUUGCAGCAGCAAGGCUAGGUGACAAAAUAUUAGACCAUGUAGGACGAGUUACUGGAGCCAAAUCUAGCAAACUGAUUGAAGAGAGUAUCAGAGAUGGUUAUCUAGCUGCUGACCAGGAGUUUCUUAACGAAAAAUCAAACGGUGGUGCUUGUUGUGUAACUGCAUUGAUUCAAGAGGGUAACCUUAUGGUCUCUAAUGUUGGUGAUUGUCGUGCUGUUAUUAGCAGGGGUGGCCUUGCGGAGGCACUGACUACUGAUCAAAGCCCUUCAAGAGAAGACGAGAAAACUAGGAUCGAAUCCAAGGGUGGAUACGUUGAUUUUUGCAACGGAACAUGGAGAAUACAAGGUUCUCUUGCAGUGUCAAGAGCAAUAGGAGACCAACAUCUCAAGCAAUGGGUCACAGCCGAACCUGAAACAAAAAUCCUAACCAUUAAACCCGAUUUCGAGUUCCUAAUCUUGGCUUCAGACGGCCUAUGGAACAAGGUUAGCAAUCAGGAAGCGGUAGACGUGGUUCUUCCCUUUUUUACAGCAGGGAGUAAUAAGCCAGAGUUAAAGCAUGCUUGUAGAAAGCUAGUGGAGUUGUCAACAAGUAGGGGAUCUAACGAUGAUACAACUGUAAUGGUGAUUCAACUAGACAAAUUUGCUCUUUAAUCUAGCUGAUUAUACAGGAUUAUAACCUUUUUUUGGCUUUAGAUGUAUAUAUAAGGUAUAUAAUUUGAUUUGUAUCAGUUAAUUAUCACUAAGCUAGCUUAGUGCAUAGUGCAUAGGCAGGGUCACAGGGGUAGAUAGCUAGCCAUGAAAAUAUAUAGUAGCAAAUUUCCUUCCAUUUUGUUUCCUUGUAUAUUCGAGUUGUUUGUAAGAUAGAAAUUUAGUUU